Messenger RNA from Phytophthora infestans T30-4, 601 nucleotides. RefSeq lists its product as uncharacterized. Bases 43 to 363 code for a protein of 106 amino acids. The record is from RefSeq and is a predicted model, not a curated record. NCBI's taxonomy places the organism in Eukaryota, Oomycota, Peronosporomycetes, Peronosporales, Peronosporaceae. The transcript has a single exon.
CAAAUUCACAAACCGGCACCAGCAUAACCGGCCACUAUCGCAAUGGUGUACACCAUCGUCGUUCAUCUUUACGCCAAGGAGGGCAAGGAGGUCGAGGAGAAGCUGCGCAACAAGUUGAUUGAAGCCUCGCAGGUGUAUUCCAAGGACAUCGAGACCAUUUGCUGGCACGUGAUGCAAGACCACCAGGAUCCACGCAAGUGGUGCAUCGUCGAGCGUUACGAGCAUGAGAGCAGUCAGAAGUACCACCUGGAAAACCCGUACUGGAAGACAUUUGACCCGUACGUCAUCCCGCUGCUGGACAAGCCGAUGGACCUGCGCCGUUUCAACGAGCUGGACACGAGCAAGCCCGUGCACGUCGAGUAAGCGCUUGAAUGAUCUAAUGCCAGUGACUAGUCGAUCGUCAUUUGAUGAGUGCAAGUUGACGACUCGUUUCAAGACGCUCUGGGAAUCUUUUGAGGCGAUGUUCGGGCUGCAGCGUCUUCACCGCCAAGUAUUGAAGCACGAGGCGUGUUUGUGGUUCAUCGAUGUAGUACCGUACCCACACUACAGUAGUAGAAAUGUGAAAAAUAAAGACUGUUGUGACACACCGGUGCAGAAGUUU